UCCCCGGGAGCACGGGCCUCGGUGGCCCGACCCGUGCAGGAGGCGGAGCGGGGUGUCUCCUGGACGGCGUGACCGCGCCUGGUGGGAGGGCCGAGCACUCCGCCAGGGAGGCCCGGUUGAGAGGGACGGAGAGGGCAUGGUGGUCUCGUAGUUCUUGGAAGUGGUGGGCUUGAGACCCGAGGUGAAGCUCCAAAUUCUCCACCCCCUCGGUUAAGUGUCGUUAUAGAAGCGCUCUCCGCAGAGGAGAAUAAAGAAAUGUAGUGGCCGGGGGGGGGGGGAGGGGGGGGAGAGGGAAGGAGCAGGCUGGAGGACACCACGGGAAGGUGGCAGUGGGGCCGGGCGGGUCGCACGCGCUCCCCGGCCUCGGCCGCCAGGACUGGCUAGCAGGAGCCCAGCGCCCAGACUGAAGUCGGAGGGCGCCCUUGGCAGCGGCCCCUCAUCCUGUAUCCAGCGUUCUCCCUCAGGUCUUACACAUCCCUGCUUCCGGUACUUUAUUUCCAUCCACAAGUGACUUACGCGAGCAGCAAAUAGCUUUUAUUAGGUGAAAACAGAACCAUUUGCUAUUUCUGAGGAAAAAAAAAAAAAAACCAUUGCCAUUGAUUGAUUCCUACUCCUAGCGACCUACAGGAAGGUAGACCUGCUCCCUUGGGCUUCCAAAGCUGUAAUCUUUAUGGAAGCAGAUUGCCACAUUUUGCUCCCGAGGAGCAGCUGGUGGGCUCAAACUGUGCGCCUUUCAGUUAGCAGCUGAGCACUCAACCACUGCGCCACCAGGGCCCCUUUUAUUUCUGAGAACCCCUGGUGGAUACCAUAGGCAUGGUCAGUGGUGGCCAGUGCCCUGGUGACAACACUGGCUGUCAUCUGUAUUAGCCUACUUCCCACAACCCUGGGAAGGCAAUGCAGUGGCGUCUCCGUGUGACCCAUCAGGAGCCAGUCUCGGAGGUGACAUUACACCAGGAUCCAGGCGUAGCAGGAGGACCCUGAGCCCCGCCCCGCUGCCUGCCCUCACCCCAAGCACUCACCUGUGGAGUUGCUGGAACGAACCCUUCGCUUCCCCUUUGGGGGACCAUGGAGGCCUGUAAUCUCCGGGUAAAGCAGCCACAGAUGGCAGGGAGCAUGGCCGUGACAAGCAAAAGCAGUGGGUGAACCGAACGAGUGGAGCUGUGCAGAGUCCGUCCGAGCAUGAGGGCCAGCAUCUCCCUGGGGCCUCAGCCAUGGGCUCCCAGGCCUAGGCGCUCAUGACGCCUCUGCCGACUGCCUCCUGGCCGCCGCGAGCUCGCGCCGCCGGGCCCCAAUGCCGGUCAUCCCCAUCCCACGGCGGGUGCGCUCCUUCCACGGCCCGCACACCACCUGCCUGCACGCCGCCUGCGGGCCGGUGCGCGCCUCCCACCUGGUGCGCACCAAGUACAACAACUUCGACGUCUACCUGAAGACGCGCUGGCUCUAUGGCUUCAUCCGCUUCCUGCUCUACUUCAGCUGCAGCUUGUUCACGGCGGCGCUGUGGGGUGCGCUCGCUGCGCUCUUCUGCCUGCAGUACCUGGGCGUGCGCCUCCUGUUGCGCUUCCAGCUCAAGCUCUCGGUGCUGCUGCUGCUGCUCGGCCGCCGGCGCGUCGACUUCCGCCGGCUCAACGAGGUGCUCAUUCACGGCAUCCAUGUCACGGUGCUGCUGGUCGGCGGCCUGGGCUGGUGCUUCAUGGUCUUCGUGGACAUGUGAGGCGUGCUGGUCGGCCGCCUGGGCUGCGGCUUCAUGGUCUCCGUGGACCUGUGAGGCGUGCUGGUGCCGCCCCUCCCUGGUUCGGGCGCAGGGGCGUCGGUGGCCGCAUUCUCCCCAAGGUGGGGAGGCCAGGUCCUUGGAAACCUGUCUGCCCACCGUUCCACCUGAGGUCUGCAGGCCCCUAGCAGAGGCGGCCUGGUGGCUUCACCCGCCGUCCACAGGUCUUCAGCACAGGAGAGAAAAGGGCUGAGACUUGUUCUGAGACUUGUCUUUCUGCUUCCCCCUCCCAUGUGCGCACUUGGCAGGUGUCCCCUCCCGCCACGUGCCUGUGGUUUGUGUACACACUUGGUCAAGUCGUCCUGGGUGUGGGGCCUGUCUGUCCAUUCUGCACUUGGAGACCUCCUUGUGGCUCCCUUAACCCCUUCUCCGGAACAAUAUCUGGCAUGACUUUACCCCCCCCAAUGGAGUGGGAGACCCUCAGCCCCCGGGUAGGGGGUGUCACCAGGACAAACCCAGAGGAUCCACCCUCCCGUCCCACCCCUUGUCCGCCACCCAGCCGAGCCAUAGGAAAGCGUUGGCUCCACUCGCUGCACUGCACUGCCACCAAGCUCUGCACUCCACCCACCCCCCCACCAUUCCAGCACAGCCCUUGACCCCCUCUGUAUGUCCCUGGCGUCCUGGCACAGCCCUUGUCUCCCUCUUUCCCCAGUGUCCUGGCCCAGCCAUCGGCCACCUCCUGAGCGACCAUUGGGCUAAGAGCUGCGAGUCACAGGCCAGGCUUCAGGGUCAUGGAUUUGCUUAGAUACCUGCCAUAGGAACUGCAGGUGGUCUGGGCAGACUCCUAGCUCAGGCCGGGAUCUCCUGCUCCCAAGUAGGAAAGCACUGUGUUGUCCUGUGCUAGCUGGGUCAGUGGGUCCAGGGCAGGGCUACUGCAGGCCUGUCAUCCUGGCAGUCUGUGGAGAACUGCAAAGCUGGGUGCUGUGAGUCUAGUCAAAGGGGGCUUUCUGGGAAGGCAGUGUGAUUCCUUUGUGGUUUGUGGGCGCUCCCCAGAUUGAGCUCUCAGCACCUGGAGCAGCAGCUGAGGUUUCCAAGGCCUCUGGUUAUACGCUGUGGGAAAACCCACGCAGACUUACCCAGGGAGUAGCUCUCAGGAGUCAGAUAUGAAGGCAGGCCAGGGCUGUGAGUAAAGACACACCUGCUGCUUUGUCCUACCUCAUGGGUGAGAAAGCAGUCAGGCAUGGGAAGCAAAAACCAGUGCGGGCGCAGGAGAAGCUGGACUGGGUAACAGCUGUUGUGGAAAGGGCCAGUGUCGCCCCAGCCCUCACCCCCACAGGGCUCUGUGUCCCUGUGGUGUGGUGAUGGCUGGCUGUAGACAGGAGAUGGUGGACACUGGUGAGUGGAAGGGGUCUCUGAGUAGUGGCAGACACUGGGGACCAAGACAUAGGCCCAGCACUGAGGACGACAAGCAGGCAGCACUGGUCUCACCCUGGAAGCUGGUCAUCUCCUCCCCCUCUCCCUGCCUCCCAGGGAGACCAGCAGCCCGACGACUUGUCUGGACCCUUGUGUGCCCCCAAAAGAGACCUCGAAAAACCUAAAUCAGGUACAGAAAGCAAAAAACCUCAGCUGUGCAGCCAUGCUCUUGACUCUGGUCAGCUCCUGCUCUGUGUCCCCCGACAUGGCAUCCGUGGGGGCUUGCUGGGUAGGGCUGCUCCCGCCAGGUGGGUCUGAGUGAGCAGGUGGGCGCUCGGGAGCCGUUGCACUAAGUCAUGAGCUGCUCAGAUCCACCAAGUCCUCCCACCGGGAGGGCGAGGCAGGCACGUGUCCACGGGCCCGGGCAGCAGGGAGGGUCCUCACGGCAGCACCCAGCUGAUGGUCCUGUCACGCUGACCUGGUGCGCGUCUCAGUGCCUGGGAGAUUCUCUAUAAACUGAACCACCUGCAUUAAACUUAAUUUUCCUAACGUGCGGAUGGAGUGAUUGCUUAAAGCCAAACAGCUCCUUUGUUUAUAAAGUAUUUUGUUAAGAAUAUACACAGCAGAACACACCAAUUCAAGUUUGCGCGUGUACAGUUCAGUGACGUUGAUUACAUUCGUCGAGUUGACAGCCGUUCUCACCCUCCUUUUCUGAGUUUUCCUCCCCCAUUAACGUAAAUUCACUGCCCUCUAAGGUUCUUGUCUAAUCUUUGAAGUUGCUGUUGUCAAUUGGAUCCCAAACUCAAUCCCUUUUUUAAGGAUGUAAUAAACCACCAAAACACCCACGGACACCAUUGUCACCAGCCGACUUGACAUUUUUAAACACGAGUUGGCCGUGCAGUGUGAGCUAAUGUGUUUGCCCAGGGUGCCUCUGGCCGCAAGGCCACUAUGGGACCCUGUCCUAGGACUGGUCAGAAUCACAGGCCAGCCACCGAGUUUGGAGCAUAGCGAGGACCCCAGGUGGGUCCCCAGUGGCUGCCUUUGCCAGCAGAACCCUCUGGGUGUUCCAGUGACUGCUCGAAGAAGGCUAGAGGUGGCAGUGCUCUAGCCUCGCUGAAUAACGCUCGCUCGCUGUAAACGCAGUGAGCUCUCAACUUCGGGGAGAAUGCAUGUGCUCGGAAAAACACUGGAAAAAAAAAUAACCAACCAGAGCUGCAGUUCUUGUCUAACCCAAAAGCAAUUUGAGAAAGGAGCCACGUCAUUACUUAGUCUCUUUGUUUCAUAAAGGCCACACUAGCGUCUUUGAAAGGGGAAUUGGUGAGUCCUUUUUUUCCCACUGGCAGAUUUCUUCCAACAUGACGAUGGUGACAAUGAUGAUCGUCCUUCCAAGCAGCCAGAAAACGUCACGUAAGAGGAAACCGGUUCAGUUUACGUAUCGACGCCUCUGUCAUUUCUGGAGCUUGUGUGACACCAGAAGGAAACUGUGCGGGUCACGUUGGGAUGUAGCCUGAGUUGGUGAUGGCAAGAAUUCCCAGUGUCCUCACAGAGACCCCCCCUGCCAACACAGGAGACUCAGAAGGCGUGCCCCGAAGGUCUUCAUUCUCACACACUCCUCGGGUGGGGAGCUGGGUGCUGGGCCCUGAGGCUGCUGUGCAGGUGUCCUUGAACCCAGAUCUGGGUGGGUCAGAUGACCACCCCCUUGGUGAGCUCCCCCACUCCUUCCCUGUCCCUUCUCCCCCUUUUUCUUCUCAGGCCUCACCUCCCUCUUCCCUCCUUCCAUUUUCCUCCCCCUCCUCCUGCUCUAGCUCCUCCUUCUCUGCUAACUCCGCCCCCUCCCCUCCUUCUCCUCCUCCUCUAACUUCCCCUUAGCUGAGAUCAGGUGGCUCAGGGGCCCCAGAAGCACGUUUCUCGUUUUGACGGAGGCCUUUGAUUUGCCAGGAUGGUGACAGUGGCGCUGCACUGGUUUUGUCCCUCUACUGCAGCUGGCUGGUUGCAGUGACAUGUCCACAGGAGCCCCACCUCCACCUGGCCCCUGGCUGUAGUGGGUUUGAGCUGCUCUCCUCCUCCGUUUGGGUCUGCACUCUCCACUGUGCAGCCUCUAGCCACAGGACCCUUGAAAUGCAGCUACUGAGAAGGCAACUAUUAAUUAGAUUUCAUCUUAAUUAAAUGUGAGUGCCUACAGGUUACUAGUGGUUACCUCUUUGGACAGCAAGAUAUGUUAAUAUCCUCCAAACCUCCCGGGAGCACCCACGGGUGGGGACUGGGCUGGGGGCCCAUGAGGGUGGCCCGGCAGGCAGAAUGGUGCAUAGCGGGAGUGCGCUUGCCUUGGGCCUGCUCCCCUCUGGCCAGAGCCUCUGAGCAGGCCCUCCUGGGUGAUGGGAGAGGCCUGUCGCGGCUUUUCCCCCAGCAGGAUUUGCCUGAUGGCUCUCUUCCACUGGGCAGUCACCUUCUUUAGAGAAUGCUUCUUGAGGCUGUGGAUGGCUGCCAUACCGGCCCAAUGACUU
Molecule: messenger RNA, 5625 nt
Organism: Loxodonta africana (African savanna elephant)
Lineage: Eukaryota; Metazoa; Chordata; Mammalia; Proboscidea; Elephantidae
Gene: TMEM250
Product: transmembrane protein 250
Exons: 2
Coding region: 1292-1711 (139 amino acids)
Source: RefSeq, a predicted model, not a curated record